UCCACUCCACCAUCAUGGAAGGGCUGAUGGUCUCCGAUGCCAAUCUUACGGUAUACAUCCAUCCUUCCAUGGCCAACAAAAUACGGGGAGCCAUUCUUAGCCAGCUUAGCUCUCUCCUGUUCAAAUAUGAUGAAAUGUUUGAAGGAGUGUUAUUGGCUUACCAAGUCGAUGGCCGUAGUAGAAGUGCUAGGAUUCUUCCAGGUCUGGUCCCACAUAUUGGGGUGAAGUUGAGGGCAAGUUUGCUAUUGUUUUCUCCGAAGCCGAACAUGUUCAUAGAAGGGAAGGUUGUAAAGCUUGGCAGAGAGUCUGUGCAUGCCACUGUGCUUGGCUUUUCUUCAGCAGCAAUUAUGUUGGAAGAUAUACGUGCAGAGUUUAAGUAUAAGACUAGAGAUGGUGUAGGGACUUUUACUAGCAGAUAUAACAAGCACCAUUUGAUUAAGGUUGGUAGCAUCAUACGGUUCAUAGUGAAAAGUCUGGAUGAAGAAAUGCUUCACAUUUCUGGAUCGUUAGUUCCACCGAAUACUGGAUGCAUCUAUUGGUUAUCCAAACAUGAAGUUGACGAUGCAUCACAAAAAGAAAGAGGCAGGAAGAGGAAUCGAGUGGAUGGCGUCGAAGAGAACGCACUCGAACAGGAUCCAAGUUUCUUCCAUUCAUCUAAACGAAGCCGUCCUCAUAAAGACUAGAAAAGAAUGAUGGAACUCUCAAAGCAAUUUCUUCCAACCAAGUUUAUGCCAUAAAUCUCUAUUUUCUUAAGUUGUAGCAUCCUACUUCAAAAGCUUUUUGCAACUAUUUGUGGCUGAACGGUUUCCUGAUACGCUCAGCCUAAGCAUGGAUUGGAGUUCCCCCGCAGCAGAUUACAGCUCUCAAAGGAAAAAAGAAAUGCUUAUAAAAUUAAGAUUUCCUCAUUGUGAGAUCCUAAUAGGACUAUUUUUGACCUUAAUAGAAGUAAACCGAUACAUUACAAACAUGCCUGCUGAAGUUUAUUAUGACUCUAUAUUAUUGUUUAGGAUGCUACAGAUGGUGUAAUGCUCUCAAGUUCUUCAAGCAUUUUCUUUCUCCUUAA
This is a messenger RNA of Dendrobium catenatum, 1063 nucleotides long. RefSeq lists its product as uncharacterized. The transcript has 6 exons. Gene Ontology annotation, cellular component: RNA polymerase I complex. NCBI's taxonomy places the organism in Eukaryota, Viridiplantae, Streptophyta, Magnoliopsida, Asparagales, Orchidaceae. The record is from RefSeq and is a predicted model, not a curated record. Gene Ontology annotation, biological process: DNA-templated transcription initiation. Bases 15 to 683 code for a protein of 222 amino acids.